AUGAGCUGCAGUUCCCCGGGCCGCCGCUGACCUCCGGAUGGCGCUGCGGCAGAGUCAGGCGUGCUGUGUCUCACCACGCUCUCUCUUCCCAUAGACAUGGCGGCGCAGGCGGUUGUCAUGCCGCUGCUACGGCGGCUGCUAUGCCGGGUACCGGGGAGGCAGGUUCGCCCUCUGUGCUUUGGCACAUACAGAGUGAACCACCUGCGGGGAGAGGACGAGGAGCCGGCAGAGAAGCCCGGCGCGGAUAUAGGACGAGAUUCCAGGGAUCUCCUGAGGCAGUUCCCGGAGCCGAAGAGUAUACUGCACAACGUGCUAUGUCAGGCUCUGCGCACCUCGCAAGUCAAGGACAAACUGACGUAUAUCCACAGCAGCAGCGACCACAGCAAUAGAGUCAUCCUCCGCAUAAAAUGGCCCAAACUCAUCGAAGUAGAAGGUUAUGGCGUGAAAAAGAUUGACGCAGAGCGAGAGGCAGCGGCCGCGGCAUGUAAGAUAUUUCAGGAUCUGGGCUUGUUGGGAGCUGAGAAUAAGUUUAGACGCAGGAAGCUCAAGAGGUUACCCAACCAGUUCUGGUCAGAGGAUGAAAGUAUUACACAAGCAGGGGAGGAUGGUACAGGGGAAAUGAUGGAUGUGUUACCAAAUGUCAGCCAGGAACGGAACGUCGCCAGGAAGAACAUCCGAGAGCCCAGGCUCCCCACCGUGGAUGCAGCUGAAGAUGCCAAUGCCACCAGGGCUCUGCAUGUAUUCUCUAAUCCCAAACAACUACUGGCCACAGUGAUCCAAGUGGCCACCUCUUCUCCGAAUGCCAAGAAAUACAUACAUUACCAAUACGAGCGGGGCAGGAUCAAGACGUGCCGGCUGACCCUCCAAUGGCCGCACUCUUUAACCUUUGUUGCAGCUGGUCUGAGAGAGGCUGAGGCCACGAGGAAGGCUGCUGCCCUGGCCUGCCAGAAGCUGAAGGACCUCGGGCUCAUUGACACCAAUAACAAGCCCCUCACCCACGUCAUGUACAACCUGGCCUCCGUACAGAAGUUCCGGGAGCAGCAGAAACAGCCGAAGCACUUUCAGGUCCCCGAGCGCCUGCUGCAGAGGAUGGAGGAUUACUUCUUGAAGUAUCCUUUAGAUACUCCUGCAGAGUCAGGUUACCCGGAGGAGGACUACGCUGCGUCGCAGAUGGAAACCUCAGACGAAUCGUAUGACGCGCCCAGCACUUUCAGCGAUCCUAUCACAGGCCACCAAUACAGCCCUCUGUCGGAGGACAAAGCCUUACACGCCAGCCACAUGCUGGAGAACACAUGGAGGGACAAUCAGGGGAAAGUUCUGCAGGAGUUGCCGGCAGACAGACAUCGCGAGGCUAUAGUGUCCACCAUACAAAGCAAUCCGGUGGUGGUAAUUGCAGGAGACACUGGGUGCGGGAAGACAACUCGUAUCCCACGCUUCAUUCUGGAGGAGGCUAUCCUGAGCGGGCAGGGGUAUCACUGUAACAUACUGAUCACCCAGCCCCGCAGGAUCAGUGCGGUGUCUGUAGCUCACCGCGUGGGCUAUGAGUUGGGUCCCGGCCUACGUCGCAAUGUGGGUUACCAGGUCAGGCUGGAGAGCAGUCUGCCGCCCCGUGGGGGUGCCGCCCUCUUCUGUACUGUGGGUGUGCUCCUGAAGAAGCUGCAGAGUAACCCGGGCCUGGAAGGGGUGAGCCACGUGGUGGUGGAUGAAGUCCACGAGAGGGACGUGAACACAGAUUUUCUUCUGAUUCUGUUGAAACAUGUUCAGGAGCUGAACCCAAACAUCAAGGUGGUCCUGAUGAGCGCCACGGGGGACAAUGAGCGCAUCUCCCGGUACUUUGGGAACUGCCCGAUUGUCAGAGUACCGGGGUUUAUGUACCCUGUAAAGGAGCAUUAUUUGGAGGACGUCUUGUCGAUGAUCGAGAAACCUCACUAUCAGACCCGGCAGAUGCUUGAAGACUGUGUCCCUGAUCUGGAUCUCAUCAGUAAUGUCCUUCUUGAAAUCAACCAGCACGGAAAGCCAGGGGGCAUCCUCUGCUUCCUCCCUGGUUGGCAGGAGAUCCGCGGGGUUCAGCAGAUAUUGCAGGAGAAGUUGGCGCAUCGGAAUGGGCAGCACCUUAUUUUACCAGUUCAUUCUAACGUCCCUUUGAUGAAUCAACAAGUCAUCUUCGAGCGCCCUCCUCCGGGAGUGCGUAAAAUCGUUCUGAGCACCAAUAUCGCCGAGACCUCAGUUACCAUCGAUGACAUUGUGCAUGUUGUAGACACCGGGAUGCAUAAGGAACAGCGGUACGACCUCAGGACAAAGGUUUCGUGCCUGGAAACUACCUGGGUGUCCAAAUCCAACGUGACUCAGAGACGCGGGCGAGCCGGGCGCUGCCAGCCAGGAUAUUCGUACCAUCUCUUUACUCGCCAGCAGCACCAAGCAAUGCCUACGUUCCAGGUGCCUGAGAUUCUGCGCACUCCCCUGGAAAACCUGGUAGUCCAGGCCAAGAUACACAUGCCGGAGAUGACGGCUGUAGAGUUUCUCUCCCAGGCCCUGGAGAGUCCCGACCGGCACUCUAUCGCAGACGCAGUGCGGUUACUGCAGGAGAUCAUGGUGCUGAAUGAGCAGGAGGAGCUGACGUUACUCGGCCAUCGCAUCGCCAGUAUCUCUACUGAGCCCAGCCUGGCGAAAGCCAUUGUCCUGGCCUCCAUAUUCCGCUGCCUGCACCCGCUGCUGAUCAUCAUCUCCUGUCUGACCAAGGACCCGUUUCACGGUGGUCUGCUGAACAGGGCAGAGGUUAACAAGGUGAAGGCGGGAUUCAGCGGCGAAGCUUGCAGUGACCAUCUGGCCUUCGUCCGGGUUUUCCGAGCCUUGGAAGAUAUUUACAGUGGGCGGAACAGCAUUUCACGGGAGGACUUUAUAGAAGAUAACCUGCUCUCCAGAUCUGCACUGCGCUUCAUCAAAGGUCUCAUCUCGCAGUUUUCCACCAAUGUACGCGAUGCGUUCUUAGUUUCUGAUGUAAACGAAUGUACGAGUGAAUACGCUGUAUGCAACCAGUUUAGUAACCAGGAUGAGCUGGUGAAAGGAAUUCUAAUGGCCGGACUGUACCCCAAACUCAUACAGGUGGCACGUGGUCAAGUUCUCCGUGGGAAGUUCCGUCCCAAUAGCCUCGUUUACAAGACAAAGGCUGGGCCCGUCCUGCUUCAUAAGAGCACCGUCAACAGGGAUGCACACGCCUUCCGCUCACCAUGGCUCACCUACUUCCAGGCUAUGAAGUCUACUGGUGCCGUCUUUGUACGGGACAGUUCCAUGGUGCACCCACUGGCGGUCCUGCUGUUGACGGACACCUCGGUCUCCAUGAGAAAAAACGGGCAACAGAUGGUGGUCGCCAUUUCUGACUCGGAUCUGCUGAAGCUGGAAAGUGACAGCCGGACUAUUACGUUACUCCGGGACCUGCAUCGCACGCUCGCCCAGAUGGUGGACAGGCACCUGAGGGAGCAAGUCCCCCUUCUGUCACCCCAGGAGGAGGAGCAACAUUCUGACCUGCUCUCCUUAUUGGUGGACCUGCUCAACGGUACCGCGCACUGCUUCCAGGACCAACCAGAGGACAUGGCUGAGGAAUAGUCUCCCCACGUGUUCAGGCUUCAUCCGCACACAUAUAUUUAUUAUGUUCAGACUUUUCCUUUAUACUGUGCCUACGAGCUGUACAUAACGGGCGCACUGGCGGAGGUGCAAUAUUCUCCGGUGACUCUGCGUUUUAUGCAGGGGGACAGGUAAUGACACUUAUACACAGCGCUCAGCAAGUGCUGUAAUGACAGUUAUACACAGCGCUCCGCAAGUGCUGUAAUGACAGUUAUACACAUCGCUCCGCAAGUGCUGUAAUGACAGUUAUACACAGCGCUUUGCAGGUGCUGUAAUGACAGUUCUAUACAGUGCUCUGCAGGUGAUGUAAUGACGGUCAUACAUAGCGCUCUGCAGGUGCUGUAAUGACAGUUAUACACAGCGCUCUGCAGGUGAUGUAAUGACGGUCAUACACAAUGCUCUGCAGGUGCUGUAAUGAAGGUAUACACAGCGCUCUGCAGGUGCUGUAAUGAAGGUAUACACAGCGCUCUGCAGGUGCUGUAUUGCCUCAUUUCUGCUCUGGAAUCCAGAUUAAGAAUUAUUUUGUAAUUUGCUGCUGCACUGUUGCCAUAAAGGGUCCUAAAGUGUAA
This is a messenger RNA of Pseudophryne corroboree (corroboree frog), 4190 nucleotides long. It is a transcript of the gene DHX30, whose product is annotated as DExH-box helicase 30. The transcript has 19 exons. Lineage: Eukaryota; Metazoa; Chordata; Amphibia; Anura; Myobatrachidae. Bases 97 to 3603 code for a protein of 1168 amino acids. The record is from RefSeq and is a predicted model, not a curated record. Gene Ontology annotation, molecular function: ATP binding; RNA binding; helicase activity. Gene Ontology annotation, cellular component: intracellular anatomical structure; nucleus.